Messenger RNA from Brassica napus (rape), 1116 nucleotides. RefSeq names its product putative NAC domain-containing protein 61. The transcript is spliced from 3 exons. Gene Ontology annotation, biological process: regulation of DNA-templated transcription. Lineage: Eukaryota; Viridiplantae; Streptophyta; Magnoliopsida; Brassicales; Brassicaceae. The record is from RefSeq and is a predicted model, not a curated record. Gene Ontology annotation, molecular function: DNA binding. The coding region runs from base 93 to 917 and encodes 274 amino acids.
UUCAAAAUAUCUUGCACUUAUUUAAACUCAUCAUGAGCCUAUGGUUUAGAAAGCAAAUGUUCUGAAACACAGAAAACAAAACAAAACAAAAAAUGGAGCACGAGAUUCCCGUAGGGUUUCGUUUCUAUCCGACGGAAGUUGAGCUGAUUUCGUUCUACUUAAGAUUCCAGCUUAACGGAGGAAAUGCUACCAUUCACAGUCUCAUACCCAUUCUCGAUGUGUUUAGCGUUGAGCCUACUCAGCUUCCAAAUCUUGCGGGAGAGAGGUGUCGAGGAGACGCAGAACAAUGGCUUUUCUUCGUGCCAAGACAAGAGCGGGAAGCUAGAGGAGGAAGACCGAGCAGGACCACUGGUUUAGGAUAUUGGAAAGCAACUGGUUCACCAGGGCCUGUUUUCUCGCCUGAUAAUCGUGUAAUCGGAGUUAAGAAGACGAUGGUUUUCUACAUCGGGAAAGCACCUACGGGGAGAAAGACAAAAUGGAAAAUGAAUGAAUAUAAAGGAAUUGACGAAACAGCCAGUGUAUCUACCAUCCCUAAGUUGAGGCACGAAUUCAGUGUCUGUCGAAUCUACAUAAAAUCCGGAAGCUCGAGAGCCUUUGACAGACGCCCCACGGAAGUUUAUGCCAUAGAGAGAAAGCUUCCUCGAUUUGGAAUUGAGACAUCAUCUCGUGCUACUGCUACACGAAGAACCUCUGAGAUGGUUGAUGGGCUAUCACAACUCCGAGAGAGAAAGCUUCCUAAGAAUAGUGUUGAGACAUCAUCAUAUGAUACAUUCACAACCUCACAGGAAACAUCAAAUUCAGGAGGAGGAGACCAAGUUCAGUUGCCCGUGAAUGCUUCUACUACACAAACCAUUUCAGAGAUGGUUGAUGGGCUAUCACAACCUUUUUGGGAGUGGGAACAACUAAAUUGGUCUUAAACCUAGUACCUUGCAUCUUAUACCUACUCUAUGACCUCUAUUUUUAGUUGAUAAAUAUUCUAGACUAGGGUUGAUCCGUGAUUCAUGCAGUGAACUUAUUUUUAUUAAAUAUUUUAAACACUUGAUUUUAUUUUGAAAUGCUUCAUUAUAUAUUGUAUUUGAAUCAUUAUUUGCGUGAUUUAUUUUCUUUAUUUUAUCA